Onychomys torridus (southern grasshopper mouse) is the source of this 2719-nucleotide messenger RNA. RefSeq names its product PR/SET domain 9 (gene Prdm9). Gene Ontology annotation, cellular component: nucleus. The transcript is spliced from 9 exons. NCBI's taxonomy places the organism in Eukaryota, Metazoa, Chordata, Mammalia, Rodentia, Cricetidae. The coding region runs from base 28 to 2709 and encodes 893 amino acids. Gene Ontology annotation, molecular function: histone H3K36 methyltransferase activity; zinc ion binding; histone H3K4 methyltransferase activity. Gene Ontology annotation, biological process: regulation of DNA-templated transcription; positive regulation of reciprocal meiotic recombination. The record is from RefSeq and is a predicted model, not a curated record.
GUCAAAGAUGAGUUCAAAGAUAUCUCCAUGUACUUCUCCAAAGAAGAAUGGGCAGAGAUGGGAGAGUGGGAGAAAAUUCGCUAUAGGAACGUGAAAAGGAACUAUAAAAUGCUGAUUUCUAUAGGUCUCAGAGCCCCUAGACCAGCUUUCAUGUGUUACCAAAGGCAACGAAUCAAGCCCCAGAUAGAUGACAGUGAAGAUUCUGAUGAAGAAUGGACACCUAAGCAGCAAGGUAGUCCUUCUUGGGUGCCCUUCCGAGUGAAGCAUAAUAAACAGCAGAAGGGAGCGCCUAGAAUGCCAUUAAAUAAUGAAUCUAAUGUGAAAGAAGUGUCUGGAAUAGAAAAUUUGCUGAAUACAAGUGGCUCAGAACACCCCCAGAAACCAGUGUCCUCUCCUGGAGAAGGAAAUACCUCUGGACAGUACUCUGAACAAAAACCAAAACUCAGGAAAAAGAAUGUUGAAGUGAAGAUGUACAGUCUGCGAGAGAGAAAGGGCCUUGCAUAUAAAGAGGUCAGCGAGCCCCAGGAUGAUGACUAUCUCUAUUGUGAGAAGUGCCAGAAUUUCUUUAUCAACAGUUGUCCCAACCAUGGGCCUCCAAUAUUCGUGAAAGACAGUAUGGUAGAAAGAGGGCAUCCCAACCACUCAGUACUCAGUCUGCCCCAUGGGCUGAGAAUUGGUUCAUCAGGCAUCCCUGAGGCUGGACUUGGAGUAUGGAAUGAAGCCUCUGACUUGCCAGUCGGUCUGCACUUUGGUCCCUAUCAAGGCCAGAUCACAGAGGAUGAAGAGGCAGCCAACAGUGGAUACUCCUGGCUGAUCACCAAGGGGAGAAACUGCUAUGAGUAUGUCAAUGGGCAGGAUGAGUCCCAAGCCAACUGGAUGCGGUAUGUGAACUGUGCCAGGGAUGAUGAGGAGCAGAACCUGGUGGCCUUUCAGUAUCACAGACAGAUAUUCUAUCGAACCUGCCGGGUCAUCAGACCAGGUUGUGAGCUUCUCGUCUGGUAUGGGGAUGAGUAUGGCCAGGAACUGGGCAUUCAGUGGGGAAGCAAGAGGAAGAAUGGAUUCACAACAGGAAAAGAAUUAAGGACAGAGAUCCAUCCUUGUCUUUUGUGCUCUUUGGCCUUCUCAAAUCCAAAAUUCCUCAGUCUACAUAUGCAAUGGAAUCAUCGAACUAAAAUCUUCUCAAGAGCAUCUUCAAGGAUAAACUCCAAACCAGGGGAUCCCCACCCAGAUCAACUUCAGGAACAGCAACAUUUGGAUUCACACAACAAAAAUGACAAGGCCAGAAGUCAAGAGGACAAAGGAAAGUCCAAACCCAUGCAUAAAUGGGCAAGAGAGAAGAUUUCAACAGCCUUUCCCAGCACAUUCAAUGGACAAAUUAGAUCUGAGGAAAGUAAGAAAACUAUGGAAGAAGAGCUCAGAACAGGCCAGAAAACAAAUAUAGAGGACACAGUCAAAUCAUUUGUUGGAUCAGAAAUCUCAAGAAUUGAAAGACAAUGUGGGCAAUGUUUCAGUGAUGAGUCAAAUGUCAAUGAAAGCCAGAGGACACACUCAGAGGAGAAGCCCUAUGUUUGCAGGGAGUGUGGGCAGGGCUUUACAUGGAAGUCAGUCCUCAUCAGGCACCAGAGGACACACACAGGGGAGAAGCCCUAUGUUUGCAGGGAGUGUGGGCAGGGCUUUACACAGAAGUCAGUCCUCAUCUGUCACCAGAGGACACACACAGGGGAGAAGCCCUAUGUUUGCAGGGAGUGUGGGCAGGGCUUUACAUGGAAGUCAGUCCUCAUCAGGCACCAGAGGACACACACAGGGGAGAAGCCCUAUGUUUGCAGGGAGUGUGGGCAGGGCUUUACACAGAAGUCAGUCCUCAUCUGUCACCAGAGGACACACACAGGGGAGAAGCCCUAUGUUUGCAGGGAGUGUGGGCAGGGCUUUACAUGGAAGUCAGUCCUCAUCAGGCACCAGAGGACACACACAGGGGAGAAGCCCUAUGUUUGCAGGGAGUGUGGGCAGGGCUUUACACAGAAGUCACACCUCAUCUGUCACCAGAGGACACACACAGGGGAGAAGCCCUAUGUUUGCAGGGAGUGUGGGCAGGGCUUUACACAGAAGUCAGUCCUCAUCUGUCACCAGAGGACACACACAGGGGAGAAGCCCUAUGUUUGCAGGGAGUGUGGGCAGGGCUUUACACAGAAGUCACACCUCAUCUGUCACCAGAGGACACACACAGGGGAGAAGCCCUAUGUUUGCAGGGAGUGUGGGCAGGGCUUUACACGGAAGUCAGUCCUCAUCUGUCACCAGAGGACACACACAGGGGAGAAGCCCUAUGUUUGCAGGGAGUGUGGGCAGGGCUUUACAUGGAAGUCAGUCCUCAUCUGUCACCAGAGGACACACACAGGGGAGAAGCCCUAUGUUUGCAGGGAGUGUGGGCAGGGCUUUACACAGAAGUCACACCUCAUCUGUCACCAGAGGACACACACAGGGGAGAAGCCCUAUGUUUGCAGGGAGUGUGGGCAGGGCUUUACAUGGAAGUCAGUCCUCAUCUGUCACCAGAGGACACACACAGGGGAGAAGCCCUAUGUUUGCAGGGAGUGUGGGCAGGGCUUUACACGGAAGUCACACCUCAUCAGGCACCAGAGGACACACACAGGGGAGAAGCCCUAUGUUUUCAAGAAGGAUGAGAAAGCCCAUAGCAACAAAACCACACCUCAAUAAUCACAGGAAG